Messenger RNA from Juglans microcarpa x Juglans regia, 611 nucleotides. RefSeq names its product putative cysteine-rich receptor-like protein kinase 35. Gene Ontology annotation, molecular function: protein tyrosine kinase activity. The record is from RefSeq and is a predicted model, not a curated record. The transcript is spliced from 3 exons. The coding region runs from base 1 to 519 and encodes 172 amino acids. Gene Ontology annotation, biological process: protein phosphorylation. Lineage: Eukaryota; Viridiplantae; Streptophyta; Magnoliopsida; Fagales; Juglandaceae.
AUGUUCAUCAAGGUUGAAAUUAGUGUUUGCUUUAAGGGUUGCUUAUACAAUGGAAAGGAAAUAGCAGUGAAAAGACUACCAAAGUACUCAGGACAAGGCAUAGAAGAGUUCAAGAAUGAAGUUGUAAUCAUUGCUAAACUUCAACACAGGAACCUUGUGAGGAUUCUUGGUUAUUGCAUUCAAGGAGAAGUAAAGAUUGGCUAUAUGUCUUCGAAGUAUGCGAUGCGUGGACUAUUUUCAGUGAAGUCAAAUGUAUACAGCUUUGGGGUUUUGCUACUGGAGAUUAUUUCUGGCAGAAGGAACAAUACUUAUUAUCACGAUGAUCCCUCCUCAAACUUGAUUGGGCAUGUUUGUGAGUUAUGGAAAGAAGGCAAGGCCAUGAAAAUAGUUGAUUCAUCACUGGUUGACAAAACCCCUGAUAAUGAAGAUGCAAGAUGCAUUCAAAUUGGGCUUUUGUGCGUGCAAGAAUAUGCAACAGAUCGGCCAAACAUGUCAGCAGUCGUUGCAACGUUGGGUUAGGACACACCUCUUCCUUCUCCACAACAACCUGCAUUUGUUUUGAAGGGUAGUAACCAUGGGAAAGACACAUCAACUAGCGAAGGAGCCAUUUA